This is a messenger RNA of Coregonus clupeaformis (lake whitefish), 652 nucleotides long. RefSeq lists its product as uncharacterized. Lineage: Eukaryota; Metazoa; Chordata; Actinopteri; Salmoniformes; Salmonidae. The record is from RefSeq and is a predicted model, not a curated record. Bases 113 to 652 code for a protein of 179 amino acids. The transcript is spliced from 3 exons.
AAAUACCACAUCUUACACUUGCUGUGACUUAACUGGAUCACGUUGCAUAUUUAUUUAACUGUGCACUAGGGAGAAAGGAGCAGCUAUUCCUCUGGACGUUGUGGAUAAUGUGAUGAAGGAACCACCAGACAAACAGAACUCUAUAGUGGCCAGAUCACACAGACAAGCUGAGGCUGAGGGGGGUGUGGGGUCAGCUCUUCAGGCUGCGCUCAACAAGGCCCCAACCAGACUGUGUGUGACAGCUCCCUCUGGUGACCGUUCCCUGUCCUACAUCCAUCAGAGGAACCCAGCUGUCACAAGAACUGAACUCAGAGCAGGAACAGCAGCAAGGGCAUCUGAGGAGGAGAAGCCCACAUCCUCAUACAGAGAUCUACCAGAGGAAGAACAGGAAGACUGUCUCUCAUUGGCCAUCAGUGAGCAGCUGGCUGACUGGCAGGCUUCUUCACCCCUGAGGACCAUUCAGGAGGAAGUUGUUGCACUUGACCCUGCCCUCAAAGGGACCAUCAGCCAAUCACAGAUCACUCAGGCGUUUCUAAGACACGAGGUUCCACUGAAGUUACCAACAUUCCGUCAGCUCCUCCUAACGUUCUGUGAUGCUGACCACCCAGAUCAGGUAGGGUUGAAAUUAAACAUCACAAAGGAGUUUAUUUAA